Artibeus jamaicensis (Jamaican fruit-eating bat) is the source of this 4873-nucleotide messenger RNA. RefSeq names its product synaptotagmin 1 (gene SYT1). Gene Ontology annotation, cellular component: dense core granule; axon; synaptic vesicle membrane. The record is from RefSeq and is a predicted model, not a curated record. Gene Ontology annotation, biological process: regulation of calcium ion-dependent exocytosis; cellular response to calcium ion; regulation of dopamine secretion. The transcript has 12 exons. Lineage: Eukaryota; Metazoa; Chordata; Mammalia; Chiroptera; Phyllostomidae. Bases 730 to 2001 code for a protein of 423 amino acids. Gene Ontology annotation, molecular function: calcium-dependent phospholipid binding; calcium ion binding; phosphatidylserine binding.
UGGAGGGAUUCCUGGAGAAGCUGCAGUGUUGGGGAUGCUCUAGACCGAGUACUGCCCCCAGUGUCUUUCCACCUCCUCCUUCUGCAGCGGCAGCAGCCAGCAGUACUUAGCAGUGGCAACUUGAGGCUGCAGCCGGGCAAGCCCCCCCAAGGGUGGUGCUCAGCUGAGAGGGGGGCUCAGCGCCCCAAAGGGGUGUGUGUAGGGUGGGGGCGGCCAGCUGGGACCAGCUGGUAGCCCUGGAAAACCUCCCACACACCCACACCCACACACCCCUUUUGUGUUGCAGGCUGCCCCUCCAAGAACAGAGGCAGCAAGAGGACGUGUGAGCCUUCGAACGGGUCCACCCGGGGAGAGCACUGGGGAAGGAAACCGGCACCACCUUCUGGUCUUCCCUGCAGAAACUAUUUGGGUGAUUCAGAAGUCCACGGCUAUGGGCAACUGGUGACUGGCAGCUUCAUCAUAACACUGUGCCUCCUCAUGCAUCGUGUCUCAUGCAGAGAAUUUUGGUGAAACAUCAUUUCACUCAGGGGAAAACAGGAAAACAAGAACUAACAAGAAUUUGAGUGACAAACACCUGGAUUCAGAUCAGAAGACUGUUCAUUUGCCUAUCACUGCAUUUCUGGAAACUGUGCCGCUGACCUUCUGAUUAAGAAAAUAAAAAGAAUCUGAGAGAAAACAGAAACCAAAAUACCCCAGAAUUUCUAACAGAACAUCACACCUGAACCUAACAUGGUGAGCGAGAGUCUUCAUGAGGCCCUGGCAGCAGCCCCGCCUGUCACCACUGUUGCGACUGUUACACCAAAUAAUGCCACCGAGCCAGCCAGUCCCGGAGAAGGAAAGGAAGAUGCCUUUUCUAAGCUGAAGGAGAAGUUCAUGAAUGAGUUACAUAAAAUUCCACUGCCACCAUGGGCCUUAAUUGCCAUAGCCAUAGUUGCAGUCCUUCUAGUCCUGACCUGCUGCUUUUGUAUCUGUAAGAAAUGUUUGUUCAAAAAGAAAAAUAAGAAGAAGGGGAAAGAAAAGGGAGGGAAGAAUGCCAUUAACAUGAAAGAUGUGAAAGACUUGGGGAAGACCAUGAAAGAUCAGGCCCUUAAGGAUGAUGAUGCUGAAACUGGAUUGACUGAUGGGGAAGAAAAAGAAGAACCCAAAGAAGAGGAGAAACUGGGAAAGCUUCAAUAUUCACUGGAUUAUGAUUUCCAGAACAACCAGCUGCUGGUGGGGAUCAUCCAGGCAGCCGAGCUGCCCGCCCUGGACAUGGGGGGCACAUCUGAUCCCUAUGUGAAAGUGUUCCUGCUGCCUGAUAAGAAGAAGAAAUUUGAGACAAAAGUCCACCGAAAGACCCUCAAUCCUGUCUUCAAUGAGCAAUUCACUUUCAAGGUGCCGUACUCGGAAUUGGGAGGCAAAACCCUGGUCAUGGCUGUGUAUGAUUUUGAUCGUUUCUCCAAGCAUGACAUCAUCGGGGAAUUUAAAGUCCCCAUGAACACAGUGGAUUUCGGUCACGUAACUGAGGAGUGGCGCGAUCUGCAAAGUGCGGAGAAGGAAGAGCAAGAGAAACUGGGCGAUAUCUGCUUCUCCCUGCGCUAUGUACCUACUGCUGGCAAACUGACUGUUGUGAUUCUGGAGGCAAAGAACCUGAAGAAGAUGGACGUGGGUGGCUUAUCUGAUCCUUAUGUGAAGAUUCAUCUGAUGCAAAAUGGAAAGAGGCUGAAGAAGAAAAAGACAACAAUUAAAAAGAAUACACUCAACCCCUACUACAAUGAGUCAUUCAGCUUUGAAGUACCCUUUGAGCAAAUCCAGAAAGUGCAAGUGGUGGUAACUGUUUUGGACUAUGACAAGAUCGGCAAGAACGAUGCCAUCGGCAAAGUCUUUGUGGGCUACAACAGCACUGGGGCGGAGCUGCGGCAUUGGUCAGACAUGCUGGCCAACCCCAGGCGACCCAUCGCCCAGUGGCACACCCUACAGGUGGAGGAGGAAGUUGACGCCAUGCUGGCAGUCAAGAAGUAAAGGGAAGAAGCCUUUCUGCAUUUGCCCACAUAGUGCUCUUUAGCCAGUAUCUGUAAAUACCUCAGUAAUAUGGGUCCUUUCAUUUUUCCAGCCAUGCGUUCCUAACAGAAUUCAGUGGUACUUCAAAUCCUGUUUUAAUUUGCACACAAAUUUAAACGUAGAGAGCCCCUGAGUCCUUCGUCAUGCCACUGCCCUCCAAAUCUACUCUUCUUUUAAGCAAUAUGAUGUGUAGAUAGAGCAUGACUGAAAUUAUUUAUUGUAUCACACAGUUGUAUAUACCAGUAUGCUGAAGAUUUAUUUCUAGUUUGUGUAUUUGUAUGUUGUAAGCAUUUCCUAAUCUGUGUAUAUCUAGAUGUUUUUAAUAAGAUGUUCUAUUUUAAACUAUGUAAAUUGACUGAGAUAUAGGAGAGCUGAUAAUAUAUUAUAUGGUAAAUAUAGUAUCGUCUGCAUUCCAGCAAAAAUAUCAACUUGUAAGGCACUAGUACAGUGAAACUGACAUCUUAAAGGACAACUUAAACCUGAGCUUUCUAUUGAAUCACUUGAGUACCAAGAUACACUUACACCGCAUAUUUGGUGGGUGAAUCCAAUUUUGUAGAAUUUCUUCACAGGCAAGUUAACAUGAUCUGAGCAGCAUGCAGGCUGCUGUCCAGGAAGCAUAGCCACAGCCCAGAACAGCAUCUGUCUGCACACACUGACAGAGCCUGAGUCAGGGCUUUGCUCUAGCGUUUGAAGAGCAACGGAACAGGAGCCCAGGACUCACACAACUGCAUAUGGAGUGACAACUUGGUGGUGUUCCGUGUGCAUCUGUGUGCACGUGUGCACGCUCGUGUACAUACCUGUGUGUGUGCAUUUGUUUAGGGAUGGGGUGGGUUGGAAGAAGCAAGUGGAGGGGAGAAGUCAGCAUUUCUGAAGUACUGCCUGACUAUUUAAAAAGAAAAAAGUAGCUCUCCAUGAUCACCUUUAUACACAACGUGCAUCCCGUGAAUUCUGUUCCAGAUUUCACACCUCUAACAAUUCCAAAACAUUUGCACACUACACUUUGUAACAAAAUAUUUUAUUACACAAAACCGGAUUAGAAGGAAUGCAGAAGAAUAUUUUUAACACAGUAAUCUGUGCUUAUUGCACAAAAUUACUUUGUGGUCAACAGACAGUAUUGUAAUCCCAUCAAAAGAUGAAAAGUAAACAAUUAGCCAUAGUUCUGAAUGCACUACAAUUAAGCCAAAACAGACAGCUAGUGAUCUUUUUAUAUGCUGUUUUUACUUCAAAAAGUUUUAAUUUGUCCUUUAAAAAGAGGUGAAACAAAACCAAGAACAAGUUCUAGAAAACUGAAGCAACCUCUUAUGUAUUCUAGAUGCUUGACUUAGGAGGAGUUUUUAAUGUUUUCAAUGUUAUUAUGUAGUAAAUGGCACUAUUAUGAAGCUACUAGUCAUUCCAUAGGAGUCUUCAAGGACUGCUCUGUGUAACACUGUGACUGCCGUGUGUGCUUAGACACGUAGUUUCCUCAGUGGAUAGCACUCAGUUUAUUCCGUAGUGAUAUUGUAAACAAUACUGCCAUUCCCUUCUAAUGCACUGCCCAAGGUGUGUGUAGCACAAACAGUUCUCAUUACAAAGGACCAAUUCAGAACUGAAAAGCUAUGCAUAGGACGAGGAAGAUACACAGGAUGGGGUGGAGCACACAGCAUUUUGUCAAGCACUGUGCACUCUUCCAUAUUUUCCCCACUAGGGCAGACAGCCACUCUGUGGAAGGGCAGCCUGUUACCACCCUGCAUCAAGUCUUCUCCCCCCCCCCCCUUCUGUGGCCCACUUCCACUCCCAGGCUGCAGGGAGUAGGGAAGUUCUGAGGCGGAUGCUGACCUUCACAAAUCCGAAAACCAAAUGGAGGAAAACUAAGCACUAGCUUCGUGUUCAGACGUGAGGGUAUCAUGCCACAUUUUUUUAACAACUCAAAAAGAUUUCAUAAAGGGCUGGUGGGAGACUUUGAACAUGAGGUUAGCUAUUUCCUAGUAAAACUAAGAUUCCUGUCAUCAUUCCUUCCUCAUCAGACAAGAGGCAUGCCCUUUGACCUUUCAGCCCAGGAUGAACUCUAGAACUGGGACUUGCACAAAGGACAAAAGAAUAACAUCUCCCUCUUCUGUGGAUGGUCCAUACUUUACAAAAAAAAAAAGAUACUAGAAAAUGCACAAGUCAUGACAUCAGAUUAGGUAUCGGUUUGAACAGAAGAGUCAAAUGAGAAUCUUUCCAUUGAAAAGGACCAAGCCAUACCAGAGACAGGGAGUUGACUGACCUGUAAAAAUUCCCGAAGUACCAGAAACUGACAUUUAAUUUUUCUGUAGUCGGCUUUAAGUUUACACUGAAACAACACUUUAAACAAGCAGGUCUGAGCUGUGGAAGACAUGCUAUUUCUUGCAUUAAAGUACUACUAAUGCAUCCUCUUGCAACACUGCCAGACAUGGGAUAUUGUCACCAUAGGAUUAGUUGGUACUACACCAUCUCUCAUGAGUCAGUGACUGAACCUGCUUUAAGACCAAGACUCAUCCUCAGACAAGCCACUCGUACCUUUCUGACAAAGCUGUGUAAAGUAUUAGCAUCUGAUGCUCUAGAAAGAUCCUAGUUGCCUUUGUGUAUAUUUACUGCCUGCUUGGGUGUUUCUUUGUGUGGGUUUUCUCUGUAUCCUGUAGAAAUGUUGGAGUGUUUCCUUCUGCCAUAUGACUCGUGACCUGCGAGCCAACUACUUUAGCUGUAUUUUACCUUCAUUUUUGAUGAGGUGGUUUAAAUUUCGUUUCACUUCGUGUAGUGAAUUCCACAGUAGUUUCGAUUGUUGUUAAAAUAACAUAUUACCCGGAUAUUCAAUAAAAAUGUUUUAUUUCCUGUU